Molecule: messenger RNA, 5244 nt
Organism: Sphaeramia orbicularis (orbiculate cardinalfish)
Lineage: Eukaryota; Metazoa; Chordata; Actinopteri; Kurtiformes; Apogonidae
Gene: dusp8a
Product: dual specificity phosphatase 8a
Exons: 5
Coding region: 735-2603 (622 amino acids)
Biological process (GO): peptidyl-tyrosine dephosphorylation; negative regulation of MAPK cascade
Cellular component (GO): cytoplasm
Molecular function (GO): protein tyrosine/threonine phosphatase activity; MAP kinase tyrosine/serine/threonine phosphatase activity; MAP kinase tyrosine phosphatase activity
Source: RefSeq, a predicted model, not a curated record
CCCCCAGAGCUCGAGGAGAGAGUGCAGCUCCGUCAUCCGCUUUGCACAGGGAGAGAGAGAGAGAGAGCGAGAGAGAGAGAGAGAGGGGAGGAGGGAGAGUUGAGGGAGGAGUGUAAGCCAACAACUGAGCGAAUGAGAGACAGGGAGAGUGGAGCAGCACAACAAUAGUGGGCUGCUCUUCUAACCGUGGACUCAUAGAGACAGAGAGAGCGCUCAGAGAGACACACAGACGCUCUGUAAACCAGCUGCAGGCAGAUUACAGCUGCUGUAUACAUUCAGCCGCAGCACACUGUUGACUUUUGUUGUUCCUCUGGCUCUUUCUGUGGUGACCAUUCUUCACCAACCACAGAAGUACUAAAUAUUGACGCAGAAGCAUUUUAGGAAUUUUUGCGGUCACUCCAUGCGCAAGGGAUUUUGGCCAUAGGUGGACUUCUGAUUGGCUUCUGAGGAGCUUGUCCACAGACUUUUUGGACUAGUGUUGUCUUUUCUUGUUCGUCUAAUUCUACAAGGGUCUGGACACUUAAACAGCUGACUCGACCAGUGGACUCCAACAGGAGUUUUUGUCUACUUGGGAUUUUUCUCUUUUUUCUGGGUUUACUUAAAUCAGACCCCUAAGGAGAGCACUUCUGGGAUUUUUGCUCUGACAUUUUCGUGAGGCAAGGAGGAGGGCAUUGAUCGCUCCAUCCCUAAAGGAAGGAGCACCAGAACAUUUGCUUCUGUGUGUGUGUGUGUGCAUGAGAAAGAGCGUGUUCUGGGGGAUGCCUCUGGAUGUGGUGAUUGCUCCAGCGGAGGACUGUUUUUGGCCCGACCUGCAGGAGACAGACAUGAGGCUGAAGAUCAGAGUCCGCCGAAUGAAGGAAGGAAGAGAGCUACGAGGUGUGUAUUCACCUGGAUGCAGAAGAGAAGGAGGCUUUGCUGCAUUCUCCUCUUGCUUCCCCGGCCUGUGUGAAGGGAAGCCUGCCACUGCUCUGCCUAUGAGCUUAUCCCAGCCCUGCUUGCCUGUGGCUAACGUAGGGCCCACUCGUAUCCUGCCACACCUCUACCUAGGAUCACAGAAGGAUGUCCUGAACAAGGAUCUGAUGGCUCAGAAUGGUAUCACCUAUGUGCUGAAUGCCAGUAACACCUGUCCAAAGCCAGACUUUAUCAGCGAGAGCCACUUCAUGCGCAUCCCAGUUAAUGACAACUACUGUGAGAAACUGCUGCCCUGGCUGGACAAAACAAACGAAUUCAUUGACAAAGCUAAGGUGUCAAACUGCAGAGUCAUUGUGCACUGCCUGGCUGGAAUCUCACGUUCAGCAACCAUCGCCAUUGCAUACAUCAUGAAGACAAUGGGCUUGUCAUCAGAUGACGCCUACAGGUUUGUGAAGGACCGAAGACCGUCCAUAUCUCCCAACUUCAACUUCCUCGGUCAGCUGCUGGAGUUUGAGAAGGGCCUACGGUUACUCCAAGCAUUAACUUCAAACUCUGAUGACAAGAUCUCUGAAAGCAGCCUGAAGCAGAACUCAGAGGUUAAUGGCAUCAGCACGUGUUUGGAGAUGAAUGGUCACCACAGCAACCAUGAUUCAUCGGUGGCAGAGCUGCAGAUUGCACCAGAGCCCAAGCUGCCAUCACCCAUCUCCCUCCAGCAAGGUUUCAACGGCCUGCACCUCUCCGCAGAGAGGAUCAUGGACACUAACCGACUCAAACGAUCCUUCUCCCUGGACAUUAAAUCUGUCUAUUCCCCUAACAGUCCCCACUGUCCCACCCUGGCACCCACGCACUCUGAAGAUGUCCCAAAGCUGUGUAAGCUGGACAGUCCAGGAACAGGCACCUCCAACGGUAUCUGCUCCCAGUCUCCCGUCCUAGACAGCCCCAGCUCCUUAGAUUCACCAUUCCCCUCACCAGGCAGUGGGGGCAGCAUUGGAGGUCUGGGGCAUGGGGGAAGUGAAGGAGUCCAUCGAUCUAGUUCUUCCUCGUCCAGGCCCAGGAGGAAACCCAAGCACAGCUCUGGCACUUCCCCAGUCCACCAUAUACACCAACCCCCCCAGUCCCUCAGUUUGUCACUGGACAACAAGAGCCCGACCCUGGAGGAGAACCUAAAGGGCUCCUUACUCCUGUCACUACCCUCCCUUCCUACUGUGGGGUCUGGAGCAAUGUGGACCAAACACAGAGACACUGUCCAGGCCACCACUCCUGUCACUCCCGUCACCCCUACAACGGAUGCCCCCUGGCACUUUGGGGCGGAAGAGGGUGGAGAGGGAGAGAUGGAGCUUGGUGGAGGAGGGAUCGGAGGGGGAGAGGAGUCGUCGGUGAGGUUUGGGAGCAGUUCGGCUUACGUGGCGUUCGGCUGCAGUGAAGGUGUGCGGUUACGAGAUAAAUCCCAAAGGGAGAAGUCCACAGCUCUACCGACACAGAGAGACCACCGGGACUCCACAUCAACAACGUCGUCCUUGUCCAACAAUGCAAACAACAGCGGGACGACGCCGGACAAGCAGUUCAAGCGACGCAGCUGUCAGAUGGAGUUUGAGGAGGGUAUCUCUGAGACACGGUCCCGAGAAGAACUGGGGAAGAUCGGGAAACAGUCGAGUUUUUCUGGGAGCAUGGAAAUCAUUGAGGUAUCCUGACAGAUAAUGGACAUGAUCGGGGCUGUCCCUUGGGGGCAAAAAUGGACCUAAUUAGAGGGAGUGCACGAAGAGAAAUAAAGGGAAGGUGUUUUAGUGUUCCCUUCACAGACAGUGUUAAAGACUCCUGCUGAGGAAAGGGCAAAUUGAUACACAGAGUUAAUGUGAAAAGAUCAGCAAGUGAACUAGCAUUUGCACUUGGACUAGUGCUGUGUAUCACUCUGACAGACAGACCCACAGACAGAGCCUGAGAUGCGGUGCUUAGCAGACCAUAACCAUCGUGAACUCUCAUACAAACCUGAAGAAAAGCCUGGGGGAAAGCGGCGUAAAGGGGGGUGACUGUAGGUACUGAGAUGAUUCUUUUUUUUUUUUUUGUUCUUUUUUUUGAGCUCUGUCACAGAUUAAAAAGAAACGACCCAGGCCAAGUAUCGUGUUGCAUCCUUAUUAUAUGGAGCCUCCCUGUUUUGACAGAGUUCAGACUUAAACUGCUUGCCUGUGGUCAAAUGUAAUGUGCUUCAGUGGGUGUUUAGCUCGUGAUUUGAACCAAGCCCCCUGUGUCUCCUUCCAAAAGCUUCACCCCAGUGUCUGAAAGCCUCCGAACCUCGCACGACGACGUCCAACCCCUUCCCCAGCGGCUCUGCCUGCUGCAAACUCUGCAUUACAUCAACAACAGACUCCUUACAACAGCACCGUCUCCUCACACCACCACAGCACAAAGCAGAGAUCCCAAACAGCGUUUUUUUCUGUCUUUACCAAGGACUCAAUCGAAAGGCGGUACUGCAUCCAAAAAACAAUGAAGGAUCCUCAGCAUUUUCAUGAUGCUGAUGAAAAGAUUUUGAGUUGAAGACUCUUUGCGACAGGCAUUGUUUCCCCAUGUUAAAGCACACAGUGUGUCUGACUUUGACUUCCUUGUUUCCAGUGUUAACUGAUGGGACUGAGGUUUCGGGAUGGUGUUGAAGGAUUAGCUUCAAAUCCUUUAUGGACCCCUCAACCCCCUCCCACUGCUCCCAGUCACCUACUAUGGUCACCACUGAGCAUGCACCAGAAAGGCUGACUACAGACAGACAAAUACUAUAUAUACAAUAUGAAUAUAUAUAGCAAUUUUAAUGGACUUCUAAUGGACUUUUUGUUCAGUUAUAGUUUUAAUUUAUUGUAUUGGUUCAUUCUGGUAAUGAGAAAUAAUAUAAUGUUUUGUGGAUUUAUUUCAUUUUCUUUUGUUGAAUUAUUAUUAUUAUUUGCUGUAUGGUAUUUAUGAACACACAUUCAUACAAAUACACACAUUCAACAAAUUCAAGUGAGCAAUAUGUGCUGUUCCUUCUUUGGGGAGAGUGAUGUAUGACUUUGAAAUGCACUUUUCUGCUUUCUGAUAACCAAGUCCAGUCACCAUAGACAAAAGCCAAGUCUUGAAUUUUGAUAGUACAAGUAUAGAGGCCUCUGUUUGGCGUUAGCAGGAUGGUACAGACAUCCCAAUAGUAAGAUCUUAAAGAACAGGGUUUCUGUUUUGGCUCAUCUGCAGCGUGAAUUCAUGGAUUUGUCACAACUGAGGGCUGUUAAAUGAAGAGACUGUUUUGUUUAACUGUUUGUAUGCAAAGACAGACAGAGAAGCCGCUCUGCCUCUCUCUGAUUCUUCUCAUAAAUAGUAAACCACAAUGCUAAAAACAUUGUUUUGCCAUGUAGGAGUGCUUGCAUAACAACACGUAUAUGCAAACAAAAUGCACACUCUUCAACAAGUUUGAGAUUUACAGACUCUUGCCGAGUGUCCUCUCCGAGCCAGCACCAGUUUGCCAUCAUUAUAACGCGUCCCACCAAAGCUAAAAAGCAACACAUACACACAUCCUAUACUGUAUGCACUUACACAUAUACUCACACAUGUAAAGCAUAGGCCCUACACACACCCUUUUGUUCAUUCUCAGGGGAUCUUUCAGUGAGCCAAGCCCAGCACAGGGUACACAGCUGCUGGUACAUCAGCACAAUGCAUGUCCAUAAAGCUCCCUCGCUACUUUUUUCUCUUACUGUCUUUUCUUUUCUUUCUUAAUUUUUUUUCUUUAUUAAAAACACCACAACAACUUGGACAGAAAUAAAGAGGAUCGUCAUGUCCUGAGGCGAAAGAAAUGAAAACUUUGCUCUCCUGGUGCGAGAUUAUUUAUUUAUAAUGUAAUAUGUGUAUUUUCUUCCUUUCCCUGCCCCCCACUGAUUAGCUUUUCUCUCCAGUGAUCUCUGACCUUUGACCUCCUGCUACUGCAGCUACAGUAAAUUCAAAUAGAUUCCUGUGUUCAGUUUUUUUUCCCCGUAAAUGGCACGAGGCUCAAGCAACCUGUCCUCUCCUUUCCCUCUCUAUAUUUUUAAUCAAUGUUGUUAGAAUUAUUUAUGAAAUGUAACAAAGAUGAUGCAGGCUGUCCCAUUUGCUAAAACUGUGGUUAUUAUUAUUAUUAUUAUUAUUAUUAUUAUUAUUAUUAUUAUUAUUAUUAUGUGUAAAUAGCAACGCAUCUAAGAACACUGAUGAAUUUAGAUGAGUUUUUAAAAGAAAAUCCUGAUACCUUAGGCUGCUUGACGCAAAAAUACCUCAGGUUCUAUUGAAAGGCUUUUCCUUCCCCUGUACAUGUUUUGUGAAAAUGAGACAAAAUACAGACAUGACAAAAUACAA